GUCCGGGGCGCGCCUUAAAAGCGCGCACCACACCAACAUGGCGUGCAUUGCGAACCGUGCUUUCGUCCCCGAGCCCUGCAGCGAACCGCUCUCAGCACAGCGCCGGAAAGAUGAAGUCGAUGAUCACGUUGGUCUCCCUCGCCGUUAUGGCGGCCGUAGCGUCGGCUGGCUUCCUCGGUGGUGGUUACGGAGGUUACGGCGGCUACGGAGGGUACGGAGGCGGCUACGGUGGACACGGAGGCGGCUACGGAGGCGGCUAUGGAGGAUACGGUGGAGGCUACGGUGGAUACGGUGGAGGCUACGGUGGAUACGGCGGUGGCUACGGCGGCUACCCUGCUGGCCGAGCGUUCUCUUACUCCACCCACAUUCAGCACCCGUCAUCGUAUGGCGGCUACGGUGGAUACGGAGGACACGGUGGAUACGGAGGAUACGGUGGCUACGGAGGAUACGGUGGAUACGGCGGCUACGGACGGGGUCUUGGUUACGGCUAUGGACAUGGCCACGGUCAUGGCCACGGAUACCACGGCUGAAAGAACCAACGGAAUGCGCUGCGCAUAGGAUCGAUUGUCUUGCCGCUCACUCGUCGCAGCUCUGCGUUGCCGUUUCCUUGAGUGAUCUGUAAUUUGCGGAGUCACGCUUCUCUGGGCAAUACAUCCUUCCUCGCGCAGGAAAUACAGAAAAGAACAAAAUGUGAUUUGUGUAUAUACAUGAAAAAUAAAAAAAGU
Messenger RNA from Dermacentor silvarum, 725 nucleotides. RefSeq names its product neuropeptide-like protein 31. The record is from RefSeq and is a predicted model, not a curated record. The transcript is spliced from 2 exons. The coding region runs from base 111 to 530 and encodes 139 amino acids. NCBI's taxonomy places the organism in Eukaryota, Metazoa, Arthropoda, Arachnida, Ixodida, Ixodidae.